This is a messenger RNA of Anguilla anguilla (European eel), 4517 nucleotides long. It is a transcript of the gene kif5ab, whose product is annotated as kinesin family member 5A, b. Bases 554 to 3673 code for a protein of 1039 amino acids. Gene Ontology annotation, molecular function: ATP binding; microtubule binding; microtubule motor activity. NCBI's taxonomy places the organism in Eukaryota, Metazoa, Chordata, Actinopteri, Anguilliformes, Anguillidae. The transcript is spliced from 29 exons. Gene Ontology annotation, biological process: microtubule-based movement. The record is from RefSeq and is a predicted model, not a curated record.
CCACAUAAAGACUAGUCAGCUCUCAUCGCCGCAAAGCGUGCCUCGGUCUGUCUCACCUUCAGCUGGCCGAUACCCUCGACUGGAAUACCCGACUGACAUUCAAAACAAGAAAUAUUUUAAAAAUCAUUCACGAGAAAAGGCUCCGUUGCCAACGAAAUUAUAACAGAAGAAAACAUAAUUGACUUAACUCGGUUAUCAUCAGAAUUACUUAAUUCUGAUAUUACUGGUGUAGCCUAUUUGUUCAGUUAGAUAUCCAACAAAGAUUAUUUUCUUUUCCGCAUUAAUGUUCAUGCCGAUUUUCGCUUAAUCUUAUCUUUCCACAGGUGAAUUCUACACUUGUGUUCGCUCAUUGCGGUAAGCAGUAGCCUACGCUAAGCGAAAUAUAUUUAUCAUUCAUUCAGCAUAUCUCUGAAAAAAAGAAACGUCAGAAAAAACAAGCAUUGCAUCUCUCGGAUUAGAAUAUUCGAGAAAAAGUGAACGUCGCGUCUAAUUAAAUAGUAAAUAUAUAGUGAAUUUCUCUGUUUAUCUGAAGCGCGUCCUAAAAAUUUCCACAAUGGCCGAUGCGACAGCAGAAUGCAACAUCAAGGUGCUCUGCCGUUUUCGUCCGCUGAAUCAAUCGGAAAUCGUACGAGGGGACAAGUUUCUUCCCAAAUUUCAAGCAGACGACACAGUCAUCAUUGGGGGGAAGUCGUAUGUGUUUGAUCGAGUCUUCCCUACCAACACCACCCAGGAGCAGGUCUACAACACCUGUGCCAAGCAGAUUGUGAAAGAUGUGCUGGGAGGGUAUAAUGGCACUAUCUUUGCCUAUGGGCAGACCUCCUCAGGAAAGACCCACACCAUGGAGGGGAAGCUGCACGAUAGACAUGGGAUGGGUAUCAUCCCCAGGAUUGCUGAGGACAUCUUUAACCAUAUCUUUGCCAUGGACGAGAACCUGGAGUUCCACAUCAAGGUGUCCUAUUUUGAGAUCUAUAUGGAUAAAAUCCGUGACCUUUUGGAUGUGACUAAGACCAACCUGGCUGUUCAUGAGGAUAAGAACAGGGUCCCUUAUGUCAAGGGCUGCACUGAGCGCUUUGUCUCCAGCCCUGAGGAAGUGAUGGAUGUGAUUGACGAGGGCAAAGCCAAUCGGCACGUUGCUGUCACCAACAUGAACGAGCACAGCAGCCGCAGCCACAGCAUCUUCCUGAUCAACAUCAAGCAGGAGCACGUGGAGACCGAGCAGAAGCUCAGCGGGAAGCUCUACCUGGUGGACCUGGCCGGGAGCGAGAAGGUCAGUAAGACUGGCGCUGAGGGAGCUGUCCUGGAUGAAGCCAAGAACAUUAACAAGUCCCUAUCCUCGCUGGGCAAUGUCAUCUCAGCCCUGGCUGAGGGAACGAAAACCCACGUGCCGUACCGGGACAGCAAGAUGACCCGAAUCCUGCAGGACUCGCUGGGGGGGAACUGCCGCACCACCAUGUUCAUCUGCUGCUCCCCCUCCAGCUACAACGACGCCGAGACCAAGAGCACCCUGAUGUUUGGACAACGUGCUAAGACCAUCAGGAACACAGCCUCUGUGAACCUGGAGCUGACGGCUGAGCAGUGGAAGAAGAAGUACGAGAAGGAGAAGGAGAAGAACAAGACCCUGAAGGAGACCAUCCAGCGGCUGGAGGCGGAGCUCAACCGCUGGCGUAAUGGAGAGAAUGUUCCGGAGACGGAGCAGCUGAGCCCGGGAGCCAUUAAGCUGGAGCCCAGUGAUGAGCCGCCGCUGGAUAACAGCUCCUCCAUCGUGGUGAGGAUCUCUGAGGAGGAGCGCCACAAGUACGAGGAGGAGAUCCGCAAGCUGUACAAGCAGCUGGACGACAAGGAUGAUGAGAUUAACCAGCAGAGCCAGCUUGUUGAGAAGCUGAAGGAGCAGAUGCUGGACCAAGAUGAGCUCCUGGCCUCCACCCGUGGGGACAGUGAGAAGGUGCAGACGGAGCUGGGCCGGCUGCAGAUGGAGAGCGACUGCGCCAAGGCGGAGGUGAAGGAGGUGCUGCAGGCCCUGGAGGAGCUGGCCGUCAACUACGACCAGAAGAGCCAGGAGGUGGAGGACAAGAGUCUGCAGAACAAGCUGCUGGCCGAGGAGCUGGCCCAGAAAAUGUCCCACCUGAUGGCGAUCGAGUCGGAGCUGUCCCGCAUCCAGGAAGUGAGCGGGCACCAGAGGAAGCGCAUCGCCGAGGUGCUCAACGGCCUGAUGCGCGACCUCAGCGAGUUCAGCGCCAUCGUGGGGAACGGCGAGAUCAAGCUGCCGGUGGAGAUCAGCGGGGCGAUCGAGGAGGAGUUCACCGUGGCGCGUCUCUACAUCAGUAAGAUAAAGUCGGAGGUGAAGUCCAUGGUGAAGCGCUGCAGGCAGCUGGAGAGCCUGCAGCUGGAGUGCCAUCGCAAGAUGGAGGAGACCGGCCGAGAGCUGUCCUCCUGCCACCUGCUCAUCUCACAGCAUGAGGCGAAGAUUCGCUCGCUGACGGAGUACAUGCAGAAUGUGGAGCUGAAGAAGAGGCAGCUGGAGGAUAACUAUGAUUCUCUGAGUGAGGAGCUCGCCAAACUGCAGGCCCAAGAAACCGUGCAGGAGGUGUCCAAGAAGGAGAGGCAGAAGGACAUCGAGGAAUCAGGCGAUGUCAAGAGGGCCCUGGAGCAGCAGAUGGAGUCUCACCGCGAGUCCCACCACAAGCAGCUGGGCCGCCUGCGUGAUGAGAUCAACCAGAAGCAGAAGAUCAUCGAUGACCUCACUGAUCGGAAUCAGAAGUUGCAGUUGGAGCUGGAGCAGCUGCGCUCUGACUUUGAGCGGCUGAAGAGCCAGGAGCACCGCAAGAGCGCACAGCUGGAGGAGCUGACAUUUCUCCAUGAGCGUCACGAGCAGUCCAAGCAGGAUCUUAAAGGGCUGGAGGAGACCGUGGCCCGGGAACUCCAGACCCUCCACAACCUGCGCAAGCUUUUUGUUCAAGACCUUACAACUCGAGUCAAAAGAAGUUCAGAGAUGGAGCCUGAUGAUAGUGGGGGGUAUACCACACAAAAACAGAAGAUUUCCUUUCUUGAGAACAACCUGGACCAGCUUACAAAAGUUCACAAACAGCUGGUACGUGACAAUGCAGAUCUGCGUUGUGAGCUUCCUAAACUGGAGAAACGUCUUCGGUCUACGGCUGAGAGGGUUAAGGCCCUGGAGGGCGCACUGAAGGAGGCCAAGGAGGGCGCCAUGAAGGACCGGCGGCGCUACCAGCAGGAGGUGGAGCGCAUCAAGGACGUCAUGCGGUCCAAGAACCCGCUGCGGCGCCCCCACGCUGCGCAGAUCGCAAAGCCAAUCAGGCCUGGACACUACCCAGCCUGCUCCCCCACCAACCCCCUGUUCGCCCGCCCCAGCGAUCAGCCAAUCACCUUCAGCAACGUGCUGUUCCACGGCCCCGCCCAGCCCGCCGCUCCUGCCCUUCCCUCCGCCCCUAGCGCGCCUGCCCACGCCCCCAGCCCCGCCCCCAGCAGCACGCUUCCAGCUGAUGUCAGCAACAGCACGGUGAAAUCUACAGAACCCCUGGACUCCUACCAGAUUAAUGUGGACAAUGGAAACGCCACAGACAUCAAUGAUAACAGAAGCGAUGUGCACUGCAGCAGUGCAGCAGAGGACCCGGCUAAGCUCUACGUCAUCCAGCAGGAGACCGCAGCCAGCUAGUGGAACAGUGAACAGUUCUUCCAAGGCCUUUCCUGUACAUCCGCAUGCUGCCCGUCAGCUUCUCCCUGAUCCCUUCAUCCUCUCCUCCUUCAGUUCCUCCACCUCUCCCUCCUUCCUGCUGCCCAUAGCCUCUUUCCCUCUGUUAUCUGUAGGUACAGUGAAAAAACGUCUGCAUAGAAACCGUGGCAACAUGCUGUAGCUCAGCUCUGAAGACCAGCAGUCUGCUUGCCCUUUGACCUUCUCGGGGGGGGGGUGUUGGGGGGGGUGCAGUGUCAAUGUAUGCUGCUCCUCUCUUUCUUGAAAAUGCAGCAAAGCAAACUCUUUUUGUGAAGUUGAUUUUAGAAGACCCCCCCCCCUCAAAAUUCCUGUAAGUUUGGCUUUGCAUUCACCUUAAUGUUGUAGGAUCCUGGGUAUGGGGGGGGGGCUUAGUAUGGGGUAUCUGUGCUCUACCUUUUGGGUGUGGGAAGAUUUUUAACAUGGAAAUAAUAAUUAUUUGAAUGAAACGACAUCACAGACCUAAUGGAAGAAAUGUGUCUCUCUGGAUGAGUACCAAUAGCAGGGAGAUCUGUGUGAGCAGGUCUCUCUAUAGUCUCUCUAUAAUGGUAAUCUCUCUAUAAUGGUAAUCUGUCUAUAAUGUUAAUCUCUCUGUAAUGUUAUUCUAUUUAUAAUGUUUUUAUGGGAAAGUCCAACAGAAGAAUUUACUGUGACCACGGCUCCCAGUUCACACCAAACCCAAAGCUGUCACCCCCCCAACCCCCCGUCCUGUGCUGUGGCUUAGCCUCUGUACAACCGUAUUCUCUUGCAUCGCGCACACACACACACACACACACACACACACACACAC